AUGUUCUCUCGAUCGACCGCCUGCCGGGGCGCCCAGAGAGCUGCGCGCCACGCUGCCGUCCGUCCCUCGCAGCGCCGCGGUCUCGCAGCUCCCGCAUCAGGAUCCUUCCAGUACCAGUCGGGCGACGCAAACGGCGUCAAGUUUGCGAGCAGAGAUUACGCCGGUGCAACCACGACUCUCGCCCUCGUGGCCAAGGCCGGUACGCGAUACCAGCCGCUGCCCGGCCUGACCGAGGCCCUACAGCACUUUGCGUUCCGGAGCACCGACAGACGGUCAACGCUGCGCAUUGUUCGCGAAUCCGAGCUUCUGGGAGCUCAGCUCUCCUCCUACCACACCCGCGAGGCCCUGGUUCUCGAGGCCAAGUUCCUCCGCGAUGACUUGCCCUACUACGUCGAGCUCUUCGGCGAGGUUGCCGCGUCGACCAAAUACCUCCCCCACGUCUACCUCGAGGAGGUCCUCCCCAUGCUCCACUUCUCCCACAAGCAGUUCCUCGCCAACCCGCUCGACAUGGCCAUCAACUCCGCACACGGCCUUGCCUUCCACCGCGGUCUGGGCAACCCCACCGCUUCCUCGUCAUCUCACCCGUACACCAAGUACCUCGAAGCCGACACCGCUGAGUGGUUCUCCAAGAUCGCCUACGCCAAGCCCAACUUCGCCCUCGUUGCCAACGGUGCGGAGCACAGCGAACUGAGCAAGUGGACAAGCGAGUUCUUCGAUGGCGUCCCGGCGUCACCUAUCGAGCAGCUCACCACUGGUACCGAGCAGACCAAGUACCACGGAGGUCAGGAGCGCAUUGCCCACGACAGGGCUAAUGCCUUCGUGAUUGCUUUCCCUGGAUCUAGCUCUCCCUCUGGCAAGUUCUACAAGCCCGAGAUUGCCGUCCUCGGAUCGCUGCUCGGUGGCCAGUCUAGCAUCAAGUGGUCCUCUGGUUUCUCGCUGCUCGGAAACGCAAAGGCCUCGCCCGGUACCUCUGUCAAGACCACCAGCGCCAUCUACUCUGACGCUGGUCUUCUGUACACUGCCAUCACUGGUAACGCCGAAUACGUCGCGCAGACUGCCAAGACCACCGUCGAGCUCAUCCAGAAGAUCGCUGCCGGCGAUAUUCCUCAGGAGCUCUUCCAAAAGGCCAAGGCUGCUGCCAAGUUCAAGGAGCUCGAAUACGGCCAAGACACAACCGCCGGUCUUGUCUACACUGGCUCCGGUCUCAUCAGCAACAACCAGCCAUACCAGAUCGACGAGGUUGCCAAGGCCAUUGAUGGCGUCACAGAGGAGGCUGUCAAAUCGGCCGCCAAGUCAUUACUUGAGCAGAAGGCAUCAGUAUCAGCCGUCGGUGACCUCCACGUUCUGCCGUUCGCGGAAGACCUCGGUCUCAAGGUGUAA
This is a messenger RNA of Didymosphaeria variabile, 1380 nucleotides long. It is a transcript of the gene QCR2, whose product is annotated as ubiquinol-cytochrome c reductase core subunit 1. The record is from RefSeq and is a predicted model, not a curated record. The transcript is spliced from 4 exons. The coding region runs from base 1 to 1380 and encodes 459 amino acids. NCBI's taxonomy places the organism in Eukaryota, Fungi, Ascomycota, Dothideomycetes, Pleosporales, Didymosphaeriaceae. Gene Ontology annotation, cellular component: mitochondrion. Gene Ontology annotation, molecular function: metal ion binding.